Colossoma macropomum (tambaqui) is the source of this 1216-nucleotide messenger RNA. It is a transcript of the gene scxa, whose product is annotated as scleraxis bHLH transcription factor a. The record is from RefSeq and is a predicted model, not a curated record. Gene Ontology annotation, biological process: developmental process; regulation of transcription by RNA polymerase II. Bases 416 to 1027 code for a protein of 203 amino acids. The transcript is spliced from 2 exons. NCBI's taxonomy places the organism in Eukaryota, Metazoa, Chordata, Actinopteri, Characiformes, Serrasalmidae. Gene Ontology annotation, molecular function: protein dimerization activity; DNA-binding transcription factor activity, RNA polymerase II-specific; RNA polymerase II transcription regulatory region sequence-specific DNA binding.
ACACGUGGAGCUCAGCUCAGAGGGAGAGAGCUUACUGCUGAGGCAAUGAGAGGCACACUGAAGCACCAAGCCAUGAAGAAACAGAGGUUGUGAAUCCGAGAUCUCAGACAGAGAAAGUCAAGCCAAGUGAAUGUGAGGAAAGGCAACCCUACAAAGACUAGGAGAUAUAGUUAUCAUCUCUGGAACAGCUAGUAAAAAGGAGCAGAGAAGGACAUUUUCGUGUUGCUACACAGGACUUUAAUGCCAAAGUCAUGCCGCAGUGGAGCACAACCCAUGCUCAGGAGGACUAGGAUGUGUGGCAAGUAAGUCACAACCCUGCAUGCCUUGCAGUUCCCCAUACUGCGUGAUCCAUGAAUGUGUGACUGUGGAACUCUAAGCCAAAGACAGUUCUAGAAGUUCCUACGCCUGGUAAAAGAUGUCAUUUGCGAUGGUACGCCCAGCUCCGAGCCGCUACCUCUACUCCGAGAUCUCCAUGAUGUCCGAGGACGACGAGAAUGGCAGUGAGAGCUCGGGCUCUGACGACCGCUCCUUCCGCCUGGACACCUCCAGUUACGAGCUCAAAGUGGGCAGCAGGAAGCGGAAGCCAGGCAGCGGAGGGGGUGGAGGAGGGCUCCUCGGGGUAGUGCCAUCGGGCACGGGAAGUGGUCCUAUGGUGGGUGAAGGUCGGCAGCGUAACGCAGCCAAUGCAAGGGAGCGGGACCGCACCAACAGCGUCAACACGGCCUUCACCGCUCUCAGGACUCUGAUCCCGACCGAGCCGGCCGACAGAAAGCUGUCAAAGAUUGAGACUCUCCGCCUCGCCUCCAGCUACAUCUCACACCUGGGCAACGUGCUGCUGGUAGGCGAGGGCUGCGGGGACGGGCAGCCGUGCCACAGCAGUGGACCCUCGGCCUCCUAUUACCACCACCAUGGGUCGCCUGGACGAGACGCUGAGAACUCGCAGCCCAAACAGAUCUGCACUUUCUGCCUAAGCAACCAGAGGAAAAUGAGCAAAGACAGAGAGAGAAAAACUGCCCUGAGAAGUUAAUAUGAGGAGGAUGAAGCUCUUGGGACUUGCUGAGCUUUGGAAGCAGCACACAAACUGUUGACAAACUUUAAAUUUAUGGUGUAUAUAAGCAAAACUGCAAUUCAUAUUUAAUUCUAUGUAAAUCACACAUGGACACUCGCUCUUCGGGCUGGAAGAUGAUGAUGACGAGGACCGGACCUUUCGGACAGC